GUCUUUUUCAGCAGCUUGGAUGUGGUCCACAAUGCGAGGGCACAGGGCAUUCUUCAUGCUCAUACUUUUACAUCUUUUUACCAAAACCACUUCAGGGGUCUUUGUUUCCAGCUGUGAUUCAUGUCAUGUGGAAUCCACCUGCUUGGAGUCACAAGAAAGAGGCGACUCUUUCUCCAGCCCGGUUCUCUCUUGUGUCUGUAAAGACGGUUUCGUAGGUGAUGGUCUAAGCUGCUACGACAUAAAACUCUGCAAUGACUCGUCGUGCUGUAGUCAAGGUUUCCACUGGUCACCAGACAGUGGAUGUGUGGACAUUGACGAGUGCUCCCUCUCUAACCCACCCUGCACGCCACCUGAGAUUUGCUACAACACACCAGGCUCAUUUGAAUGUCUGGUGCCUUCCUCCAGGACCAGAAUAACUCCCUCCUCUCAGUCGGUCCAGUUCAGCUGUGGACACACAGUUUGUCCUUUAGGCUGGGACUGCAUCCAAAGCAAUGGGACGGCUGAAUGUGCUGAUCCAUGUGACCUCUACACUGUACUGAAUGAUGACUGGCGUUCAACAAAUAACACUGGUAAUGCAGUCAUACACUGUGAUCGAGAUAUUAAUUGGCAGGGCUGGUAUCGCCUGUUGCUGGAAGAGACCAGUGCUCAAAUUCCAGAGAGGUGUGUAGAAACAUACAGGUGUGGGACUCAUGCACCUUUGUGGAUAACAGAACCUCAUCCAACAAAGUCAGAUGGAAUUGUAAAUCGCACAGUUUGUAAUUCCUGGGGAGGGAGCUGCUGUUAUUUCAGCUCACAUACCAUUCUUGUCAAACGCUGUCAUGACUACUAUGUCUACAAACUUGAUAUACCAUCCACAUGCCACCUUGCAUACUGCACAGAGGUGAGCGUAUUAGAUCCUGGAGUUUCUUCCACAACGCCUAACCCGAUAUCACAGACAUCUGCCGCAAAUCUGGUAAACACUACUACCACAAUCAACAGCACUAUUUUUCCGGCGACACCAGAACCAUCAAACGUCACAACAACUCCAGCGACAUGGACCAACAUUACCACAACACCAGCAGACAACAGCACAGGAGUUGAGGGUCAGGUCCGUCUGGCCAAUGGAGGAAACAGCUCUUGCUCUGGGAGAGUGGAGAUCUUCCACAGUGGACAGUGGGGCACAGUGUGUGAUGAUUCCUGGGACCUGAAUGAUGCUAACGUGGUGUGCAGACAGCUGGGCUGUGGAAGGGCUCGUUCUGCGCUCCAAAGUGCAGCAUUUGGACAAGGAACUGGACCCAUCUGGCUGGAUGAUGUCAGAUGUUUUGGAAAUGAAUCAUCAAUAACAGACUGUGGACAUCUGGGGUUUGGAAUCCACAACUGUGGUCAUAAUGAAGAUGCAAGUGCUGUAUGUGAAGUUCAGCAACCUUCACUCCCGCCUACCCAACUUAUCUGUGGCCGUGACAAACUCCAGGUAGGACUCCUUUUGAGUAGUGUGGUUUCUGCUGGUUUGGAUCCAUUCUCUGGCAACUUGGCUUCUCGCAAUUGCUCCUGGGUCACAAUACGCGAUGAUAUUGUUUGGUACGAAGUGGAGGCUAAGGCCGGUGCCUGUGGAAACAUCCUGAGUACCAACCGCACACAUGCCAUCUACUCCAACAGUUUAUUUAUCUAUCCAACUAAUGUAUCCUUUGCGGUUCCUGUGAGUCUUCCCUUCUCCUGCGCUUAUUCCCUGGACACAGACACCAGCCUGAACGUGGCUAUCAGACCAGAGCUAUCGUUGGCAGGUGGCAUUUCAGGUUCCGGUCCAAAAGCAAGAGCCUCAAUGUAUCUGUUUCGUGACUCCAGCUACACUGAGACUUAUCCUGCAGGCAGGGUUACCCUCCCUGUGGGCUCACCGCUGUAUGUGGGUGUCUUUGUGGACAGGAGAGACACAAGCUUCACACUUGUUCUGGAAGACUGCUUUGCCACUCACUCAUCAAGCCCUAAUGAUCCCACACAAUACCCUCUGAUCCACAACAAGUGUCCAACAAGCCGCCAGCAGGUGUCAGUGACUGAGAGCGGCUCAUCCCUCCAGGCCCGUUUCUCUGCUCUGUUGUUCCUGUUCCAGGACGGAUACAGAGAUAUUUAUCUUCACUGUGGACUCAGCCUGUGUGACCAAAGAAUCUCCUACUGUGUUCCUAACUGCAGAAGCAGGACACAACGCUCUGUUUCCAGAUCUGCUUAUCUGAAGCCCAUCACCAUUGGACCAAUCAUUUGGGACAAGCCAGCAGAGUGACCUGCAGCAUCCAAUAAUAGACAUUUGAAAGGAUUUUUUUUCAUUAUUCAUAGUACAUAAAAUAAAAUGUAUUACACUGUAUAAUUAAAGUGUACCAUUCAUUAGUUCUACUGCCAUUGUUAUCAAACUAUUAUCAAAAUCAAUAUGUCACAAUAAAAAUUAGGGCACUAACACUCUC
Messenger RNA from Mugil cephalus (flathead mullet), 2429 nucleotides. Its product is annotated as uromodulin-like. The transcript has 9 exons. Gene Ontology annotation, cellular component: membrane. The coding region runs from base 20 to 2251 and encodes 743 amino acids. NCBI's taxonomy places the organism in Eukaryota, Metazoa, Chordata, Actinopteri, Mugiliformes, Mugilidae. The record is from RefSeq and is a predicted model, not a curated record. Gene Ontology annotation, molecular function: calcium ion binding.